CGAGCCUGCUCCAGGGAGAGAGCCCCCGAGCUGAGGCCGGAAGGGGCCGGGCGUGGCGCGCGCUGAUUUUGCCCACGCGGCCGUCCUCUGUGGGACCAGGGCUACCCAGACAGCUCCAGGCUCCAAGAAGUUUGAGGAUUGCGCCAGUCGGAAAGAGAAGCUUAUGAGUGCAUUCUGGAAUUUCUAGAACAAGAGCAGGUGUUCGACUCCGACAAGCUGCAGUUCCUGAGGGCAGUGGACACCCUGAGCGGUGCUGUCCGCGCCCAGGCAGGCGGCAACAUGGACAAUUACUUCCCCAAGACUGUCCUGGCCAGGAAAAUUGAGACACUGAUCCUUGAAGAAUCCACGGAGGCCUUGGUCAGCACCGUGCGUCACCAAGCCAUGUCGUGCACCGUGGCCCUGAGCCAGGUGAACCCGCCGCUCCCCCUGUCCCAGAGGCUGGACCUGGCCAACGCCGCCAUCUCCAGCAUCAUCCCCCUGCCGCUCAUCACGCCCAGUCUGGACCGCAAGGACGGUGCUGGUCUCUACAUCCAGACCGUCCAGGCCUUAGAUGACCUGCUACAGGCUCUGGUGAUGGAGGGGCCACAGCCCAGCAUGGCCGUCCUGCAGAGCUUCCUGCAGAUCAUCCUGCCUUGGUUGGUACAGUCAGAGAAAGUGCACGAACAGGCCCGGGCCUUGGGCGCCCUUUCCAGGCUGCUGAGGUUUAUCUGCCGUUUCCCUGAGCUGACGCACGUGGCCGCGUUCUCGAUGAGCGGGCAGCUCAUGGGCGCCCUAGGCCUGGUCUGCAUGAGCCCCGCCCAGGAGCUCAGCACAGGGGCCGCGGAGGCCCUGCACUACCUGUUCAGAGUCCUCGUGCGCCACAGAAGCACGAAACACAAGACAGAGAAGAUCCUGAGGGACCUGCAGAAGCAUUUCCGAGCGGAAUGGUUUGCCAACAUACAGGACCUCACCAUGUUCUUCAGGAAGUACCUGACCCCUGAGGAGAGAGCAGACGUGAUCAUGGAGACCAUGGAGGCCAUGACCAGCGCCAGCAAGCAUAACGUCUGGGCGGCUUCCAGGGUGUUGAGGAUGAUCCUGAGGUCCUCUCUGCCUGACAUUGGGAAGGUGCCCGAGAUCGUCGAGUACAUUUGCCACCAUAUGAACAGGGUGACGGAAGCCGUGGCCCAGGAGACCAUACGGAAGGUCCUUCCCCUGCUGGCCCAGACUCACACCGACGAGGUCAUCCAGGCACUGUUCAAGAUCCACGACGAGGCCCCCAGGGGGUCUCGCAAACCCUGGGAAAUCCUGGCAUCGUUCCCCAAAGGCUGCGAGGUGAUCCUGGGGCAUCUCCUGAAGAGGCUGACUCCACAGCAGCAGUCAAGGGGCCAGGAGCCCGGCUGCAGAACAGAGAUCUCUCCACUGAUUGCCACCAGGGCCCUCCGCGAGCUGCUGCUGGAGCCCGGCUGCAGGACGGAGGCACAGGCCUUCUUCCCCUCCCUGUUCACGGCCCUGCUGUUCCAGAUCUCCUCCUUCAUGGCGGAAGGGGCCGCAGAGGCCGCCCAGGACCAGCACCACGUGACCCAGUGGGUGGACCCCAUCAGCUCCACCGUGGAGGCCCUGAAGACCUUGAUGAGGAGCACGGGGUACAGCGACCACGUGUCUUACGUUCAGAAACUGGGGGGCUGGGAGCUGCUCACCAAGCCCGAAAGAUACCACAAGGGGGUGGCCCUGCUGGCCAGGGCCAUGGUCACCAAGAACUGCUGGCACGUCCGCCCCGUCUUCAGCCUCACCCUCAGCAUCCUCCAGGAGCCGGGCCACGGGAAUCACUUGACGGCCCUCGUGUUCAUCACCGAGCUGCUGCAGUCCCCGGACGUGGCGGCCAUCGUGGACGAGGUUGCGGUCAGGACGCUGGCCAGCUGGUUCCAGUGCGCGGAGCCGGCCGCCGUGAGGCUGCUGCUGCGGGCGGUGGAGAUCCUCGCGAGGCACGAGCACACGGGGAAGCAGCUCCACGCCCUGCAGCCCUACGUGCUCAGCUGCUGCUACUCCGCGGACGGCGGCAUCGUGGCCGAGGCCUUCCACGUGCUGCAGGGCCUGGUGCGGCAGCUGACCUGGCAGCACGCCGCCGCCUUCCUCAUUCAGCUCGCCUUCACGCUCGGGCCCUUCCUGGAGGAGGAGUCGGAGCAUCUGCGCCUGAUGGCCUUUGAGAUCUAUGGGGCUCUCCUGGCCAAGGUCACCAGGAGGGUCCUUGUCUUCCCCUUGAGGCACCAGGUCCUCAACUUGCUGGUUCUCCUCGUGCUCCACCUGGAGGAUGCGAACGUCAGCGUGGCGCAGGUUGCCCGGCCCGCCCUCUGCCGCACGGCCACCUUGAUGGGCUGGUUGAAGCUCAGAGCGAUAUUUGCCGAGAAGGACAUCUGGACGAUCCUCAGCACCCUGCUGAAGCAGGAGGAAGGCAAAGCCCUGUGGUUCCUGACGCAGAGCGUGAUGCUCUUCAAGAGCCCACAGGCCCGCAUCCGCCAGGCAGCCGUGUGGUUUGCAGGCCAGAUCAUGCAGACCCUGAGUGAGGAGGAGGCCAGGGAGGUGGAGGAGGCCCACGCAGCCCUGAAGCACAUGCGGGAAGACCCCGACCCCACGGUCAGCUGCCUGGCCACACAGACCUCCUACAUCCUGGAAGCCAAGGAGAAGCAGCUCCCCACCCCCACCUCCUGCUUCUGCUGCAAGAGGCCUCAAAAGGCCCGCUUCUGAGCCCUGCUCUGGACAUGGGGGCAUCCCUGCAAAGCCUCUGUAGCAAAGGCAGAGGCAGUGCCCUGGUGGCCUAGUGGUCAGGAUUCUGGGCUUUCACUGCCGUGGGGCAGGUUCACUCCCUGGUCUGGGAACGGAGAUCGCAUAAGCCCUGCAGCACGGUCAAAAAAAAAUUUUUUUUAAUUAAAAAUAAAAUAAGAGAAGAAAGUGGGACCUUCUGAGUAGGAGGUGCUCCCUUGUCUUCCCCUAGAGCCCAUUCCGGCCCCCUCCGCGCCGUGGGGUGGUGCAGCUGCCUUCUCUGCGGGACCCUCUGGGUCCGGGCCCUUCCCAGCCCCGCCGCCACUCAGCCCGGGCCCUGAGGCCAGAGCCUGGGGGCUGUUUUGAACAUCAACUUGCACUGCGAUCUGGGAGGAGAACGGUGUUGGGAUACCGGGGGUGUGGGCAGGGGUCCCGGCCGCAGGCAACAGGGUCCACUCUGGCUGGUUUCAGCUGGAAAGCGGCUUAUUACAGGGCGUUGGUCAGCUCCUGAACUCCCGGGAGUGGGGAGAGUGUGCGCCUCAGGCACAGGGCAGCUGCGCGGAGUGCCCCUGCGCUGCGCCUCGGCGCAGCCAGCCACGGCCAGGUGCCGGCGCUCAGGCCUGGGCGCGGAGUGCCUGGCCGCUGUCCUUCCCGCCACGGCGCGGGCUCCGCUGGGCGAGCGCCUGCCGUCCCCCGCUGCUCCUGCUGGAACUGGCCCUGCCCGGGCGGCUCUGGUCCACGCAGGGCCAGUGGCCGUCCCACCGCCAGCACCCCACCCCCACCUCGGAACCGGCGCCGCCUGUUACCCCCGGCCUCCGUCAGCUGGGCCGUGUGCAGAGCUCUGGGCGCAGGGACAGCGACCCGGGGUCCUACGGGGCAGGGGCCCCACGGCCCAGCCUGCUGACACGGGUGGAG
Hippopotamus amphibius kiboko is the source of this 3651-nucleotide messenger RNA. Its product is annotated as maestro heat-like repeat-containing protein family member 7. Gene Ontology annotation, cellular component: cytoplasm. The coding region runs from base 280 to 2721 and encodes 813 amino acids. The record is from RefSeq and is a predicted model, not a curated record. NCBI's taxonomy places the organism in Eukaryota, Metazoa, Chordata, Mammalia, Artiodactyla, Hippopotamidae. The transcript is spliced from 22 exons.